Molecule: messenger RNA, 4782 nt
Organism: Salvia splendens (bonfire salvia)
Lineage: Eukaryota; Viridiplantae; Streptophyta; Magnoliopsida; Lamiales; Lamiaceae
Product: formin-like protein 20
Exons: 17
Coding region: 187-4191 (1334 amino acids)
Source: RefSeq, a predicted model, not a curated record
GAGUUCAAUAUCCCAUCAAAACAGCAAUCAGUCCAAAAACAAACGAAUCAGAGUUGGAGAAGGAAACAACAGUUUCAAGAUAUCGACAAACGCAAAAUCGUGGUUUUGUUCAGCCUGGUGAGUUGCGGUGAAGUUUGGAUUGUGGAGUAGUGAAUUGGGGUUUUGAAUCCGAAACGGCGCCGUUAGAUGGCGCUAUUCAGAAGGUUGUUCUACCGGAAGCCGCCUGACCGGCUUCUUGAGAUUUCCGAGAGGGUCUAUGUGUUUGAUAGUUGCUUCUCCACCAAUGUACUUGACGAAGAUGAGUACAGAACAUAUAUGAAUGGAAAUGUUGCUCAGUUACAGGACCACUAUCCCGAUGCUGCUUUUAUGGUUUUCAAUUUCAAAGGAAGAGAAAAAAGGAGCCAAUUGUCCGAUGUGUUAUCUCAGUAUGAUAUGACAGUAAUGGAUUACCCUCGGCAGUAUGAAGGGUGUCCGUUGUUACCACUGGAGAUGAUUAACCAUUUCCUGCGUUCAAGUGAGAGCUGGCUGUCGCUUGAGGGCCAACAGAAUGUGCUUCUAAUGCACUGCGAAAGGGGAGGAUGGCCUGUCCUCGCCUUUAUGCUUGCAGGCCUUCUUCUGUACAGGAAACAGUACACGGGCGAGCAGAAGACACUUGAAAUGGUGUACAAACAAGCACCGAGGGAACUUCUUCAUCUAUUGUCUCCUUUAAAUCCACAACCGUCUCAGCUCAGAUAUCUUCAGUACAUCUCUAGAAGGAAUAAUGGGUCCAACUGGCCACCGGCAGAUACACCUCUGGCUCUGGAUUGUAUUAUUCUUAGGAUCCUUCCUUCAUAUGACGGUGGAAGAGGAUGCCGGCCCGUAUUCCGUGUAUAUGGUCAGGAUCCUACUUCAAAAACAUCUACUAGAAGUUCGAAGCUUUUGUUCUCAACCUUGAAAGUCAAAAAGAAAAUCCGCUUCUAUCAACAGGAAGAGUGUGAGCUAGUAAAAAUUAAUAUCCGUUGCCGUGUUAAAGGAGACAUUGUUCUUGAGUGCAUCCACUUGGAGGAUGACUUGGUGAGAGAAGAGAUGAUUUUUAGAGUGAUGUUCCAUACAGCAUUUGUCCGAUCAAACAUUUUGACGCUAAACCGCGAUGAAGCUGAUGUUCUUUGGGAUGCCAAGGAUCAGUUCUCUAGGGAAUUCAGAGCAGAGGUACUCUUUUCGGAUGCAGAUUCUGUUCAUUCCAUUGUAAACACAGAAGAAGCUGAAAGUGAAGAUGGAAAUGAAACAGAAAAUGCUGGAGCUGAGGAAUUCUUCGAGGCGGAAGAGAUAUUCAGCAGUGCAGUUCAUGCUCAUGAUGGCAAGGUGGAGUCAGAACCAGAAUCUGAUGACUAUGCAGUUAUCACAGGUUCUGAGGUCAACGAGAGUACUCAGGAGGUAGCUGUGAAGGGCGAUUCAGAUCAUUAUGCAUUUGAAGAUUGUGUGUCUGAUGAGGGAAUUCAGAGGCGUAGUGGGAAUGCUAAAGUAGAGUCUGUACUUCAGACUGAUAAAGAAGCUACUAGUGCUGAAACAAAAUCUAUUAACGGUGGAACGGGUGAUGAGUGUGAAGAUGAAAAAGAAGACGAGCAAGGGGAAGAAGCUCCUCGGGUAAUUAAGUAUCUCGAAGAGCAGGCCCAUGAACAGAGGCUUAUGGCUGAUAGUAAUAAGCCAAAGUUUGAUAGAAGCCUCUCGAGUGUAUCUAAAAAGCCACCAAUUUCACGAUCUGCUUCUGAUGCAAUCACUACCAACAACAAAUCUAAGCUGCCAGAGUCGCAGAGCACUCCAGCUAGAGUGGCAAAACCAAAUGCUGUAUCGAAGUGGAUACCUACUAAUAAAGGUUCUUACACUAGCUCAAUGCAUGUGUAUUAUCCUCCAUCAAGAAAUAACAGUGCUCCGGCAUCACUAACUCUUGGCAAAGAUUCUAUGCCUGGAGGGAAAUCUAAGCCUCCCUUGGUAAUUUCAUCUUCACCAUCUGCUACAACUGACAGAGGUACUGCAUCAGGCCAUUCCAAGCAUGUAUCUAGCCCAUCAUCACUAGACGCAUCACUGGCUUCUGCCCCGUCUCUACCUUUACCCUCAGAGGUGGGAGGUGAAGCUGAACAUGGUACAGAAUCUCCACCACCUUCAGAUAUACCCCAGCAAUUGCCUCCUCCACCACCGCCGCCCCCACCUCCUCGGCCUAAUGUGCAGAAUAACAGUAGAGUGUUGCCGCCUCCACCACCUCCUCCACUCCCGUUCUCAGCUGGGAGUACAUGGCAUGUACCUUCAGGAGUAUCAAGUUCUCCUCCACCUCCACUCCUUAUUUCAGCAUACUCUGAAAGAUCUUCUAGCAUAAGAAAGCCCUCCCCACCUCCGCCACCUCCUCCGCCACCACCUCCCAUGAAUGAGCUUCCUUCUAUUCAAUCACAUAGUGAUUCGCCUCUUCCCACAGUCCCACCUCCUGCUCCACCACCUCCUUUUUCACGUGGUGUACCCCCACCUCCUUCUCAUGCAUCUCCACCACCUCUACCACCUCGUUCUCCUUUGUGCAGUGCUCCACCUCCAUCACCGCUUCCUCCUCCUGGUGCAUCUGGUAUACCAGCACCUCCACCACCUCCUGGACGUGGAUUGCCUGCUCCACCACCUUCUGGACGUGGAAUGCUUGCUCCACCGCCUCCACCACCACCUCUGAGACAGCCUGCGCCACCUCCCCCUCCCCCUAGUGGAGCUCCAGCACCUCCACCUCCUCCUACACGUGGAUCCCCAAUUCCACCUCCCCCACCUUCAACUCGUGGCCCUCCACCACCUCCACCCAUAGGAGGUCGUAUGCCUGGUCCACAAACACCUCCAGGACCUUCAGGAGGUGCCCCACUCCCACCUCCCUCGUUUGGGGCAAAAGGACCUGCAACAGAUAGUAAAGGGUUGCUUGUUGGUAGAGGGCGUGGGCUUUCACGUCCAAUGGCAACAGCAGCUCGAAGACCUACCUUAAAGCCACUUCAUUGGAGCAAGGUAACCAGGGUAUUACAAGGAAGCUUGUGGGAAGAACUACAGAGAUUCGGGGAUUCUCAAGUUUCACCAGAAUUUGACGUUUCAGAACUCGAGAUCCUUUUCUCUGCCACAGUACCAAAGUCAAGUAUAGGAGGAAAAGCUGGGAGCCGCAGAUAUUCUACUGGAUCUAAGACUGAAAGAGUCCAUCUGAUUGAUCUGAGGAGAGCCAACAACACUGAAAUUAUGCUUACAAAAGUGAAAAUGCCCCUUCCGGACAUGAUGGCUGCAGCACUUGCAAUGGAUGAAUCAAUUUUGGAUGCUGAUCAAGUCGAAAAUCUCAUUAAGUUUUGUCCAACUAAAGAAGAGAUGGAACUUCUUAAGGGCUACACAGGAAACAAGGACAAUCUGGGGAAGUGCGAACUGUUUUUCCUGGAGAUGAUGAAGGUUCCACGAGUUGAAUCUAAGUUACGGGUUUUCUUAUUCAAGAUCCAAUUCAUCUCUCAGGCUUCUGAUUUCACGAGAAGCUUGAAAACUGUAAAUUCAGCAUGUGAUGAGGUUCGGGGGUCCUUCAAACUGAAAGAAAUUAUGAAAAAGAUUUUACACCUUGGAAAUACUUUAAACCAAGGAACUGCUAGAGGUUCUGCUCUUGGAUUCAAAUUAGACAGUCUCCUGAAACUCACAGAUACACGUGCAUCCAACAACAAGAUGACGCUCAUGCAUUAUCUUUGUAAGGUGCUUGCUGCAAAGACACCAGCACUUUUAGACUUUCAUGAAGAUCUUGUUAGCUUAGAGGCUGGCUCUAAGAUACAAUUGAAAUCUUUGGCAGAAGAGAUGCAAGCCAUUCUCAAAGGCAUAGAGAAGGUGAAGCAGGAAUUGGUUGCUUCGGAAAAGGAUGGUCCCGUAUCUGAAACUUUUCGCAAGACAUUGAAGGAAUUUGCCACUGUUGCUGAGACCGAUGUUGCAUCUGUGAUGCAUCUCUAUUCUCAUGCGGGGAGAAAUGCAGAUGCACUAGCUCUAUAUUUUGGCGAGGACCCUGCACGAUGCCCUUUUGAACAAGUCAUUGCAACCCUCUUGAACUUUGUCAGAAUGUUCCGCAAAGCUCAUGAAGAAAACAGCAAACAAGCUGAAUUAGAAAAGAAGAAAGCUCGGAAGGAAGCUGAAGUGGAGAACGCCCAAGGAUUAACUCGGUCAAAGAGAGCGAGAAACUGAGUUGAAUGCUUUUUAAUGGGUCCAUAUGGCUGUUCCCAGUGAUCAUCAGCCUAUGCUCGUCUACUAUAUUUUACUGCAGACGCUGGAGGAUGCAGUCAACGAGCCCUCAGUUUGCUGGAAAUGUGGUGCAGAGAGUGAUGUCGAGCCAUCACAAAACCUGAAACUGUAGAGAGAAGGAAAUAUGAGAAAGCCUGGUGGCGAUUGGGUGCUGAUCUCAUCGAAGAUUUCUUCAUCAGAGGUACGUGUUGAGCCCUCACAUGUCUUGAAACUCCGUUGCACGCUGACAGGUUGGACUACUGAGAAAUAUGCACAUCGCCAGAUGAAACCUGUACAUAAAUGCUAACCCCUCAUCUUAGAUUUAACACUAAUUCUUUGAUGUAGUUAUAGAUAUCGAUUUUGUUCCUCGCGUGGAACCUUUGAUGAAAUGCGUCCUUGCAUAGAUACGGAGUCAAGAGGAUAUAUAGAAGUAUAUAGUCGUAAGACUCGUAGAUAGUGAUGAUCUAGUCCGUCAUAGGUUUUUUGGUCUCGUCUGUUUCAAAUUCGGUUUCUAGAAUUGGAUAAUUCAUUCAUUAGUGAGCAUUACGAGCUACA